AUGCUGGGAGUAGUCAGCAGAACCGUCAUGGCGGCCCGUGUCCUGGUGCAGUGUGUCCGCUCUGUGGCUCGGCCUUCGCUGAGGUUGUGGGGGACUAAUGCGGCAGUCAGAGCUGCUGUUGUCGGCACGACCCCACACCGUAGCCUCUCCUCCGCUGGAGACAGCCGCAGGACGCGGUGGCUGGAGCUCAGCCGGAUCUCUCCACUGAGUGUGUUCUGUAGACGGUAUGGGGACCUGCCUCCUCUUACCUUCGAUUCCAUAACAGACCGGGUUUUGUAUGUGCUCAAACUCUAUGACAAGAUCAACCCAGAGAAGCUCAACAAAUCUUCCCACUUUAUGAAAGAUCUUGGCCUGGAUAGCCUGGAUCAAGUUGAGAUCAUUAUGGCCAUGGAGGACGAGUUUGGGUUUGAGAUUCCAGAUGCAGACGCAGAGAAAUUGAUGAGUCCUGAAGACAUCGUACAAUAUAUUGCAGACAAAAAGGAUGUGUAUGAAUAG
Molecule: messenger RNA, 495 nt
Organism: Knipowitschia caucasica
Lineage: Eukaryota; Metazoa; Chordata; Actinopteri; Gobiiformes; Gobiidae
Source: the annotation of a GenBank genome assembly